Notolabrus celidotus (New Zealand spotty) is the source of this 3579-nucleotide messenger RNA. It is a transcript of the gene tmcc1a, whose product is annotated as transmembrane and coiled-coil domain family 1a. The record is from RefSeq and is a predicted model, not a curated record. Gene Ontology annotation, cellular component: endomembrane system. NCBI's taxonomy places the organism in Eukaryota, Metazoa, Chordata, Actinopteri, Labriformes, Labridae.
GUUUCAGGUGCGCUCCAACUUCCCCAACAAGAAGCCGGGGGAGUGAGGACGACAAGUGUGUCCAACUAAAACUUUAAAGAAACAGCGCGGAGGAGAUUACACGUGCUAUGAUAUUUAGAUGUUAAACCAAACUUUAGCGUCAGAACACAGGAAGAUUCUCAACACGCCGACACAUUUGGAAAAAUGCACUGGGAACAGCUUCUUCGUUUCACCUAUAAAGAGAUAGACCGGCUGGAGGUGAGUGGGUUGGGCCAGACACCCUGGCUGUUUCAUGUGGGCAGACAAUUCAUUCCCAGGAGGUGAGGAUAGCACCCCGGACCCUCAGCGCACCAAGCUGGCAAUCGCUCAGCUACAGCAGAAAAUCCUCAAACUUACAGAGCAGAUUAAGAUCGAGCAGACUGCCCGGAUGACAACGUUGCAGAGUACCCUCAAACUGGCCAACAAUGCUGACAAGCAGCAGAGCACACGCAUCAAACAGGUUUUUGAGAAAAAGAAUCAGAAGUCGGCGCAGACCAUCCAGCAGCUGCAGCGGAAACUGGAGCACUACCACCGGAAGCUGCGGGAAGUGGAGCACAACGGCAUCCCUCGCCAGCAGGAUGUUCUGCGGGAUAUGCAGCAGGGCCUGAAGGACGUGGGAGCCAAAGUCACAGGCUUCAGCGAAGGCGUAGUGGACAGCGUCAAGGGAGGACUCUCCAGCUUCUCUCAGGCCACCCACUCGGCUGCAGGGGCUGUCGUCUCCAAACCCAGAGAGAUCGCUUCACUCAUUCGCCACAAAUUUGGCAGCGCUGACAACAUCCCCGCGCUCAAAGACUCUCUGGACGACCCCUCGGUGGAAGACGCUCUGACGGUGGCUGGCGGACGCUCCCUGGGCAGCGCUGGGCAUCACCUCCAGCCCAGUCCUAAAUACGGCAGCGAGGAUGACUGCUCUAGUGCUACAUCAGGCUCAGCAGGGGCCAACAGCACCACGGGGGCCCCCGGAGGUCCUCCUAGUUCCAAGGGCAAUACGUUAGAAAGGAGCCAGAGCUCCAACCUGGACAUGCUGCUGCAGGAGGUGCAAGAGCUGAGGGAGGGCCAGUCAAGGCUAGAAGAGAGCCUUGAUGGUUUGAAGACCCACUAUCAGAGAGACUACACUGUUGUCAUGCAAGCACUGCAAGAGGAGCGCUUCAGGUGUGAACGUCUGGAGGAGCAGCUGAACGACCUGACAGAACUUCACCAGAACGAGAUCCUCAACCAACAGGAGCUGGCCAGUAUGGAGGAGAAGAUUGCCUACCAGUCGUAUGAGAGAGCCAGAGACAUACAGGAGGCAUUGGAGGCCUGUCAGACCAGGACUAAGAUGGAGCUCCAGCAGCAGCAACAGCAGGUCGUCCAGUUGGAGGGGCUGGAAAAUGCCACGGCCAAAACUCUCCUGGGAAAACUUAUCAAUGUGCUGCUGGCCCUUAUGGCCGUCCUUCUGGUGUUUGUCUCAACUGUGGCCAACUGCGUGGUGCCCCUGAUGAAGACACGCUCACGCACCCUCUCCACCCUCCUCCUCAUCCUCCUGCUGGCUUUUUUGUGGAGGAACUGGGACGCUCUCUCAGGGUACACACACCGUGCCCUGCAGCCCCCAGGAUGACUAGAUUUGAGCCAGCACUUGUUGUUCUGAUGAAACCAGGCGAUGUAACUGUAGCUGCAGUCAUGCAGGAGGUUUGAAGAAAGAGAUUGGGGUUAAGACGGCCGUGUGGCCGAGCACUGAAAACUCGGCUGAGCACACUGGGACACUCUGGAAUCAAGAAAAGAGGAAGAACCAGAGUGACGUUGAGAAUGAUUGUCGUUUAGGAAGGACAAGACUGUUUACAUUUUUGAAAAUGAACUUUUGUGUUGCGACCCUUCACAAAACGCAGCACUGUACUGUUUUUAUCUUUAGAGUUUAAUCAAUUAUAAUGUUAUUUCUAAUAAUAUUAUUUUUAUUUUCAAUGUUAUUUUAUUCAGUACCAUGUAGCAUUAUGCUCCUCUCUACAGGGAGGAGGUUAGUCAACUGGGUUGGCUAUUCCUCAUAAAGACCCAGUCUAAUUAUAGAGACUUGCAAAUGUGAUGAUGUGGUUGAUUGCCAUAGCAAGAGAACUCUUACCUAGCUGUGAUCAGUAGAUUUGAACCAUGGCUGAAGACUUUCCUGGGAGUUACUCCUUUCUUUGCUGUGAUGAAACGUGUUCAGAUGGAACAUUUUGAAGGACUGACUUUGAACUUUGAGUGUCAUGAUGACUUGAGAGUUUUUAAGCUUCCUUACCAUGUCUCAUGGAGAGGAUCACAUGCUUUUAUUAUUAUUAUUAUUCCUCUUUUACGUAAAACAAAACAAGACUUUGUUUUAUCGGGGAGUGAUUAUCAGUGAAACAUAAAGACAGAAUGGAAGCUGUACACCACACCAACAGCACAUAAACACACAGAGACCAUCUGGUUAUUGCUAAGCAUCUGCCAACAAUGCUGCAUGUAUUCAUUUUGAAAAUUACACAGAAACCAACUGCUUUUAAAAGCAAUGACAAAAGGCUGUUGUCCAAGUAAAAUCAAUUUGCCAGGAUAAUUGCCUCCCCCGCCAUACUUGAUGUGAUCAGGUUAGGAAGGAGAGACCACUGGUGCUUAUCCAGCUCCUCUCAGUUGGAUUAGGAAUGCUGCUGCUUCAUAUCUACAGUGCAAGUCGUCUCCACUGCCAUAUACCAGUCAAAUACACACUGCCUGUAUGUGACACUGAACUCCUCAUUACACUUUUUCCCUGCGUACGAUUUCUUUAGCUGUCCUUCUGACACUAUCUCAUGGUGUAAUCACCCAGUGCCAAACCUAAGUCUACCCCGGGAUGCCUGAGCACCCAAAGGGUCCAAGGUCAAGGUCCUUGGUUGAAUUCAAACAUGUCAUGAAUGUCUUGCCUGGAUGUCAAGGAUGUAUCUGUUUGAGGGGCAGAACUUUUUCAAGUGAAAAACCUAUCAGAGACUUCACAAUCUGAAGAUGAAAUUGACUUCAGAUCUUUCUGCACCUUUCCCCCUCGAGUACAGUUCCUUAACGAGGCAUCCAGUCUUUCUUUAAACCCCUCUCUAUUUUCUCAUCUAGUCAAGGACUGAAUAAGAUGACCUUGCACAUUUAAUACUUCCCCCUGCAUUUCAAGCUGAGAGCCUGAUUUCCUAACAGAUAGUGAGAUCACUUGAACUGUACAGCUGCACUUUAGCACACGUCUGGAUAACACACAGGUCAGGCUGAGGUUAGAGAACCCUUUGAUAGAGACUUCAGAGAUUGUCACUCUUAAGACAGUUGUCCUCGGUGCGCUAUGAAGACUUUAUUCUGGUAAGGAUCAUCCUCGUCUUUAGAUAAGAACCCACACUGAGAGGAAUUUAGUCGCUUUCAAAGUCGAACAUGAUUCCUCUCAAGUUGGACAUGCAAUUAAAACGUCAGGAAGUAGAUUCCUUUUCUAUUUCAUCAUUUUGAGGGUGAGAUGACCUUUGACCCUAGCCUGGCCUCAGUAACACCUAUGAUGUAGGGUUGUGUGCUAAACCACUCCAGUGCCUUCUGAUGUCCUUUUUCUAAGUGUGGAAUAAAUAAAGUGCAUUCCUGACUUAC